UGUGCAACAAUGGGCGAAGAACCACUUUUUCUUAUUCAUAAUGUUCCCUUCCAACACUCACCACUAAUUCAUCACCUCAAUCCUUCUUUUCUUCUUCUUCUUCUUCUUCUUCUUCACUCGCCUUUGGGUUGAGGUUGGCUCUGUAACAGUCAUCCAUGGCGAUGCACAUCCACAUUAGAGCUUCCUCCAUUCCUAGACAUCACCACCCAACUCCUUCGCUUCCUUCUCCCUCUCACAGAUCCGAUUCCAAGUCCCAAUUCCGUCCCAUCUCCGUUUCUUUACCGGCUUCCACUACUCUCUCUCUCUUAGCUCUUUUUUCUUCUCCCUACGAAGCUAAGGCUCUCAACAAAGACCAAAUCGUCUCAUCUCUUAAUGAAGUGGAGAAGACGUUUGAUCAGGUUCAAGAAAUGGGGUCGAAUUUCUUCGAUAUUGCACAACAGGCUAUUGAGUCUGCUAAAACUGUUUUGAAGCCGGGUGUUGAUGCGGCGCUGCCGAUUGUGAAGCAAGCUGGAGAAGAGGCUUUGAAGGUUGCUUCUCCAACUAUUUCUGAGGCUUCAAAGAAAGCCCUUGAAGCACUUCAGGACUCUGGCAUUGACACCGAACCUGUUCUUAGUGCUGCCAAGACAGUAGUAGGGGCAGCACAACAAACUGGUAAGGUCAUUGAAGGUGCCAAGCCUAUAGCGUCGUCGACUGUCGAGACGAUCUCCACAACCGAUCCUCUUGUAAUUGCAGAAAUUGCUGGAGUCUUAGCCUUGGCUUACCUGCUCUUUCCUCCAAUUUGGUCUGCUAUCUCUUUCAACUUUCGUGGCUACAAAGGUGAACUCUCUCCUGCUCAAACACUCGAUCUAAUUUCAUCGAGCAAUUACUUUCUAAUCGAUAUUCGAUCAGAGAAGGACAAGGAUAAGUCUGGCAUUCCCCGCCUUCCUUCAAGUGCAAAGAACCAAGCGAUUGCCAUCCCUUCCGAAGAUUUACCAAACAAGUUGCGAGGCAUUGUCCGAAACGUAAAGAAACUGGAAGCUGAACUUUCAGCCAUCAAGAUUUCAUACCUCAAGAAACUUAACAAAGGCUCCAAUAUAGUGAUCUUGGGCUCGUACUCAGACUCAGCAAAAGCAGUUGCAAAAGCACUAACAAGCCUUGGCUUCAAGAACUCCUGGAUUGUAACUGAUGGCUUUUUAGGUAGCAAAGGUUGGUUACAGAGUCGAUUAGGAACAGAUACAUACAAGUUCUCAUUCGCAGAGAUCCUUUCGCCAUCCCGAGUCAUCUCAUCUGGAACCAAACGUUUCGGGACGACUUCAUUGACAUCUACAUCUAGUCAAAAAUUGCUUCCUGGUGCUGAUUAAAAUUUUCGCCAAUCAUCACACAGUUUCCCUUCCCACGUUACCAUAGGUAUCUGUAAAUUAUCAUCUGUAAUUCUUGAUUUGAUUUUGUCUUCGUAUCUUGCCUUAGUUACUGCUUCCGGGUUAUAUAUUUGAUGAAAAAGGUAGAAAUAGCAUCAGAUUAAUAUCCA
Messenger RNA from Cucumis sativus (cucumber), 1507 nucleotides. Its product is annotated as calcium sensing receptor, chloroplastic. Lineage: Eukaryota; Viridiplantae; Streptophyta; Magnoliopsida; Cucurbitales; Cucurbitaceae. The record is from RefSeq and is a predicted model, not a curated record. The coding region runs from base 156 to 1340 and encodes 394 amino acids. Gene Ontology annotation, biological process: cellular response to calcium ion; de-etiolation; regulation of stomatal closure. The transcript is spliced from 6 exons.